GCUCGUCAAGAUGGCUGACGAGGACUUAGAGCCACGGAAAUUGCUUGGUUAUCUAUAUCAGGAGGGAAUGUUUGACGAAGAUGACAUGGACGAAGUACGAGACGAGCGAACGAGAAAGAAACAGGCAGAGGCCUUGUUGUCCAUGUUGGGUCGAAGACCUGUACAAGCAUAUGAAAUAUUGGUGAACGGUUUGAUUGAAACACAGCCUCAUCUAGCGAAACUUUUACAGACUCCUAUUCCAGGAGAAAAAAGAGAUGCCUUUUGA
Messenger RNA from Actinia tenebrosa (Australian red waratah sea anemone), 265 nucleotides. RefSeq lists its product as uncharacterized. The record is from RefSeq and is a predicted model, not a curated record. Gene Ontology annotation, molecular function: cysteine-type endopeptidase activity. NCBI's taxonomy places the organism in Eukaryota, Metazoa, Cnidaria, Anthozoa, Actiniaria, Actiniidae. Gene Ontology annotation, biological process: proteolysis; regulation of apoptotic process.